AUGAGCUUUUUUGAAGAAGUUCAUGGCUUUUGUCCUUCACAAUGCACUUGUGUUUACCAUGGCAGAAGUGAUGGCACUGGAACAAGGUCUGUACUCUGUAAUGAUCCUGACAUGUAUGAGAUCCCCGUGAAUGUUCCUGUGGAUACUGUAAAACUUCGUAUAGAGAAAACUGUCAUACGAAGGAUUCCAACUGAAGCCUUUUACUACCUAGUAGAUCUCAAAUACCUGUGGGUAACUUACAAUUGUGUAGCCAACAUUGAUAUCAGCAGUUUCUAUAACUUGAAACAAUUGCAUGAGCUACGGCUGGAUGGUAAUCUGCUCUCGACUUUCCCUUGGGAAUCACUGGCAGAGAUGCCCAACCUACGGACUCUCGAUUUACACAACAAUAAAGUUACCAACAUUCCCGCUGAUGCUGGCAGGUACCUGAAAAACAUCACCUACCUGGACAUAUCCAGCAACAAGCUAACCACCUUGCCAUCAGACCUGAUGGAUAUUUGGCCCCCCUUCUCAGGAAUUUCCCAGUCCAAGAACACGGACAUUCUGGUGACACAGAGAGCCAUUCUGGGUUUUCAGGACAACCCAUGGUUUUGUGAUUGUCGCAUAUCAAAGCUAAUUGAAUUUUCCAAAAUUGUGGACAACUCAGUUGUACUUCUUGAUCCACUGAUUUCAUGUAGUGGACCUGAGAGCCUGGCAGGAAUCUUGUUUCAGAGAGCUGAGUUAGAGCAAUGUCUUAAACCAUCUGUGAUGACAUCAGCAACAAAAAUCACUUCCCCUCUGGGAAGCAACGUUCUGCUACGCUGUGAUGCGACCGGGUACCCAACACCGCAGCUUACUUGGACUAGGUCAGACAGUAUACCAGUGAACUAUACAGUAAUUCACGAAACACCUGGAGAGGGUGUCAGAUGGUCCAUAAUAAGCUUGACAGGGAUUUCAUACAAGGAUGCAGGAGAAUACAGAUGUAAAGCCAAGAACUUGGCAGGAAUGUCAGAAGCUGCUGUUACUGUCACAGUGGUUGGUGUAGUUACUACGACUGUGUCACCACAAAAGUACGGAAGGAAGCAAGAGGCUGAGAAACAGAAUACAACUCAGGAGGAACCCAAGCAGGAACCUGAGAGGACAACCACACCUCUUUCCACCACACCCACCACCACAGUACUGGUUAGCACUGAGACGUCAACUGGCCUCACAUUAACUGACAAGAAGCAAUCCAGGCCCAUGUUCGAUGGAAAGAAAAGUUCAAAGGUAGUGGCCAAUGGAAACAAAAAGCAGCUUGGGGAGAUAAGCAAGAAAGGUGAGAACACUUCAUUGAAUACAUCAGGUAUAGCUGAGCAAAAUGUUACUGUGAAGAACCUAAGAGUGAUCAGUGAAACUGAUGAAAGAGUGACCUUAACUUGGAAAACUGUCAAUGCCACAAGCAACUCUGCAGUGACUGUGUUAUACUCGAAGUAUGGUGAGAAAGAUAUGUUGCCUCUGAGCACUGAUUCUAGCAAAAACAAAGUCACAAUUGAUGGUUUGCAACCCAGUACUCAAUAUAUGGCAUGUGUCUCACCCAAAGGAGUGCCACCUACAAAAGAACAGUGUGUUAUUUUCUCUACUGAUGGGUUAAAUGAUGAAAGUGACUCUCAGUUUUCUAUCCUGGUAGUGGCCAGCAGUGCAGCAUGCGUGGUCGUUUUACCUGUGAUAUUUCUUUUACUCUACAAAGUUUUAAAACUUCAUGUGAAGCCAAAAUCUGCAAAGGAAGCUGACCUUGCAAAAGAGACCUAUGUGCAAUUUGAAACAUUGUCUCUGAAGCCUCGAACAGUGAAUACAGGAGAGCAGCUCUGGGCACGAAGGUACACAGAUGAGUCAGAAAGACUUCUCCUUUGCUCUAGGUCGAGCAUGGAUUCUCAAAUGACCUUCAAAAGUGAGGGCUCUAGGUCUGAAUAUCUGUGUUGA
Messenger RNA from Acanthisitta chloris (rifleman), 1935 nucleotides. RefSeq names its product leucine-rich repeat, immunoglobulin-like and transmembrane domains 3 (gene LRIT3). Gene Ontology annotation, molecular function: protein binding. Lineage: Eukaryota; Metazoa; Chordata; Aves; Passeriformes; Acanthisittidae. The transcript is spliced from 4 exons. The record is from RefSeq and is a predicted model, not a curated record. Bases 1 to 1935 code for a protein of 644 amino acids.